This is a messenger RNA of Suillus subalutaceus, 549 nucleotides long. RefSeq lists its product as uncharacterized. The coding region runs from base 36 to 434 and encodes 132 amino acids. The record is from RefSeq and is a predicted model, not a curated record. Lineage: Eukaryota; Fungi; Basidiomycota; Agaricomycetes; Boletales; Suillaceae. The transcript has a single exon.
CACGAGAUCCCGCCGGCGAUGGCGUCCACCACGUCAUGCUGUGUUGUUGCCUUCUGUCUCGGCUCUUUCCGUCUGUUGUUGCGCGUUCAUGCUCCGUCUCCUCUUUGCUCAGUACUAUAGCGACCUCUGCUUCAUUUCACGGCGUUGUUUGUCUUCAAAACGGAAGCGGAUAUCAGAUCGAUAAAAAGAAUUUCUUGCGCUAUGACGGAUUCAUCGCCACUCCAGAAAUCGGAGAUAUUCGUGUAAAUGUAUUCACAUCUGGCGCUAACACUGCUUCUGCGGAGGACGGAAUCUAUCUAUUGGAUGCGCGGAUAACUAUCGAUCCCAUCAUAGAGGCCGAUCACGCAUCAUUGAGUGCACCAGAACACAUACCUGACUACCUUGCAAUGUUGACCCAUCCCGGAGUAUCUGCUCAUGAUCGCCUGGAUCUCUAACAGAACUGCAUUUGCGCUAUUCAAUGAAACCACUCGGUGGGAAAAGGCUUGGUCAGAAACGCGUGCGUGCGGAUAGUUGCUCUGCAUCGUCGAUUUACUGAAGUCCAACUUAUCA